Molecule: messenger RNA, 1911 nt
Organism: Penicillium angulare
Lineage: Eukaryota; Fungi; Ascomycota; Eurotiomycetes; Eurotiales; Aspergillaceae
Product: hybrid sensor histidine kinase/response regulator
Exons: 1
Coding region: 1-1911 (636 amino acids)
Biological process (GO): phosphorylation; phosphorelay signal transduction system
Molecular function (GO): phosphorelay sensor kinase activity
Source: RefSeq, a predicted model, not a curated record
AUGGCCCUCCAUUUUCACCCAAACGCCUCAGCACAACAGCUGGCCGAUGUCAUUCCGCAUGGAUUGGCAAUUCUAGAUCGCAACCUUAAUAUAAUCUCCGAGAACAAAAAGUUUCGAGUUCUGAUUCCUUUCUCAAAUGCUAAUUUUCAGACUCGCUGGUUACAAGCAGUGCACCCAGAUGACGUUAGAAGGGCGAAUGCAUCGCUUCAAGAAUGUAUGCAAUCUGAAGCAGCUAUGCGAGCAGAGUAUCAAAUUCGAGACCAGGAAAAUUGGUGUGCUCUGACUUUAGACUCCCUGCUUGCGACCGGGCAGAGUUUCGGCCUUGGUGGCAAUGGUGGCUUCAUCGUCACGGUUUCGGAUAUCACUCCCGAGAAAAAAGCCGAGUUAUCCCAAAGAAAACUUGUCAAGGAUGCAGAGGAGCAUAAGCAACUCCAAGAAAGAUUUAUUGAUAUGAUCAGUCAUGAAAUACGGAACCCCCUAUCGGCAAUGCUCCACUGCACUGAGGAUAUCAUGGAGGCAACGCUUGCUGAAGAGCAUCAUACAUUGUCGUUUUCCCGCAUCAAGAAGUCUGCAGAAACAAUCAGUCUUUGCAUCUCCCACCAGAAAAAGAUCCUCGAUGAUGUCCUUACGUUUUCGAAAAUUGACGCAUCUAUGCUGCUUCUGUCGCCCCGAAGAGUUCAACCAAAGUUAUACUUUAAAGAUCCGAUCUCUCUUUUUCAUCCCCAAUUUUAUAAAAACAAUAUUCAAUUUGACUACCAGUCUGACAAGUCAUAUACGGGAUGUGGAGUGGACUGGGUAGUCGCAGACCUGGAUAGGAUGAGCCAGGUCCUCAUCAACCUUCUCUCAAAUGCCAUAAAAUUUACAGCCAAAUCAGACGACCGACGAAGAAUACGCGUAUCAAUAGGUGCUUCACAAGACCGGCCUUCAUCAUACCCACCAAACGUUGUAUUUUUUCGAUCUGGCGAGACCGCACUCAGCCUCGAUAAGACAUCCUCGCCUGAGUGGGGAGAUGGAGAUUAUGCUUACAUCAUGCUCGCAGUGAAAGAUACCGGGAUCGGCAUCAGCAAUGAUUCUCAGAUGCGUCUUUUUGAAAGAUUCAAUCAAGCUACUCCCAAGACGGAAAAAAUAUAUGGCGGCUCUGGUCUGGGUCUUAACGUCAGCAGAAAGCUUUGCCAUCUUCACGGCGGCGAAAUUGGUGUCAGUUCCAAAGAAGGCCAAGGAAGUACUUUUGGAUUUUUCUUUCGUGUGCGCAAGACAACGGGUAAUUGGAAAGACAACCUUGGUACCAAAAACAUAUCGGAAUUCGACAAAGUAUGCUCCGAUAUUCAGUCUCUAAGUGUGCAGCCUCACAAGGGUGGAGAGCUGACUUCUGAAGUUCGAAUCCCACGCGAUCCACCCGAAAGACACAUUGAAGAACUGAGCCAGAUAGCUUCUCCUGACGAACGAACGAGGAAUACCCGUGUCAUCGCACAAAAGGCAAUUGCUCGUAUUGGUGAAAUUGAUCUAAAAAACACUAUUGUUCGAAGCAUACUUGUCGUCGAAGACAAUAUUAUCAAUAGAGAAAUCCUAUCUAAGAAAUUACGUUCCCUAGGAUUUCGUGUUAUUGAGGCAACAAAUGGCUUGGAAGCUCUUGAAGUCUUCCAAAAUCAAAGAGCUGAUUGUAUUCUUAUGGACCAAGAAAUGCCAAUGAUGGAUGGAAACGAAGCAACAAAACAUAUUCGGGCACUCGAGAAAGAAAGUCAAAAUCACAUUCCGAUCCUAGGUGUGACAGCGAAUGCCAGACUGGCUCAGAGAACAGAAAUGAUUGAGGCCGGGAUGGAUGAUGUAAUACACAAGCCUUUUCGGACUGAAGAAAUCAUUGCAAAGAUCAGCCAGUUCGUUCCAACAAAACUAGAAAUGCAAACAGAUUGA